AUGGGCGGCGACGACAGACGACCGAGUCUCUCCAGCAUGGAGCAGACCAGUACCAAGGCCAAGUUGGGUGCGGUUUCGGGGGUCUAUAUCCCCGUCUGUCUCAACAUCUUCAGCAUUCUCAUGUUUCUUCGUUUUGGCUGGAUUCUCGGCCAAGUUGGGCUUUUGGGCAUGCUUGGACUACUCGUUACGGCUUAUCUUGUAGACUUCUUGACAACGCUCUCUCUGUCUGCUAUAGCUUCAAAUGGCGAAGUCAAGGGCGGAGGCGCCUACUACGUAAUCUCGAGGUCUCUUGGCCCCGAAUUUGGCGGUUCCAUCGGGAUGCUCUUCUAUCUCGCUCAGGUUCUCAACACCGCUCUCAAUGUUGUUGGUCUCAUUGACUGCAUAAAGCUGAACGUCGGGGAAUCUUUUCCCCAAGGCUACUGGACCGUCUACAUGCUCCAAACAUUGGCUUUGCUGCUCUGUGCUGGAUUAUGCUUGGCCGGGAGCGGCAUAUUUGCCAAGGCUAGCAAUGCGCUGCUUGUCAUAUUGAGUCUCGCCAUUAUAAGCAUUCCGAUAUCUUCCGCAUUUAAGUCUCCCUUUCGAGAUGAUGGACUUGGUGUACGCUUCACGGGCUUUAGUAUCGAGACGUUGGUGGACAACUUUGCUCCUCAUACAAAAAGCGAGUCUUUCAAGGGAUUUGAAACUUUUCGAGAAGUCUUUGCCAUCCUGUUCCCUGCCACGUCAGGAAUCUUCGCAGGGGCUUCAAUGUCUGGAGAUCUGGCAAAUCCCAGCAAAGACAUCCCGAAAGGGACUCUCUGGGCGAUGAUGACCACCUUCAUUGCGUACCUGGUUGUAGUCUUCUCCAUGGCUUCUACCACAACGCAUGCUUCAUUUCUCAACAACACAAACAUUAUCUCGGUCACGAGCUUGUCCCCGCCUUUGAUCCUUGCAGGAGAAUGUGCCGUCACCUUCUUCUCUGCCGUGAUGGGACUCAUUGGUGCUGCCAAGCUCAUGCAAGCCCUGGCUAGGGACAAGCUGCUGCCCGGUCUGCUGCCAUUCUCGAAAGGAACGAAGAGGGCUGAUGAACCAAUCCAAGCCAUCAUUCUCACUUAUUUGCUUGCCCAAAUCGCCAUGUUCGCCAACUUGAACCAGAUUGCGACUUUGAUUUCCAUGGGUUAUCAGGUGAGAACCCGCGUACUCAUUGUAGACGAAGCUGUCUUGGACUGA
This is a messenger RNA of Colletotrichum fioriniae, 1206 nucleotides long. RefSeq lists its product as uncharacterized. Lineage: Eukaryota; Fungi; Ascomycota; Sordariomycetes; Glomerellales; Glomerellaceae. Gene Ontology annotation, biological process: potassium ion homeostasis; chloride transmembrane transport; cell volume homeostasis. The record is from RefSeq and is a predicted model, not a curated record. Gene Ontology annotation, molecular function: potassium:chloride symporter activity. Gene Ontology annotation, cellular component: vacuolar membrane.